Molecule: messenger RNA, 1116 nt
Organism: Symbiodinium natans
Lineage: Eukaryota; Dinophyceae; Suessiales; Symbiodiniaceae
Source: the annotation of a GenBank genome assembly
AUGCCGGAGGCUGGUUGGACCAAGAUGUCCGAGAAUGAACGCGGCCUGGCCAAGAAGUGGUACUCUCAGGGCAAGAAGCCGUCAGAGAUCGGCGAGUUGCUCGGAAGGGACACGUCAUCAGUGACCCGCUUGCUCUGUCUUCAGAAGCCUGUCUUGAAGCAAGGCCGCCCUUGCUCUCUAACCAUGGCGCAAGUCGACUUCCUCGAGAAGAAGCUGGACGACAUGAUCGUGAAGGCCAAUGGGCAGCGCACUGUUACCGUCCAGGACCUGAAGAAGACAACAAAGACCAAGGCUUCGUGCCGCAGCAUUCUCAGGGCUCUGCACGAUCGCAACAUCUACUUCCGCAAGCUGCGGGAAAAGCCUCUGCUCACCCCCGAGGAUGUCCGAGCACGCUUUCACUUCGCCAAGAAGUAUCGCAGCAAGAGCAGGGCCUGGUGGGUCAAGAACGUUGAUGCCUUCAUUGAUGGAAAGCACUUCCAGGUCUACCUGAAUGGGAAGGAGCGCUGCCGGGCAGCGCAGCAUGCCACAUACGGCGCCUAUCGCCGCCCUGGCAAGGGCUUAUGUGGUGGGUAUGUGAAGCCAAAGGCUGGCAACUUGCGUCACAACACCGGGGCCAAAGGGGUUCUCCUGCAGGUGGGCGUCGGGAAAGGUAAGGCUGUCACCGUGCACGAGGUCACCGAUGGCCGCUGGAGUGGCCAGGCUGCCGCCAGCUUCUACCACACUUUGGCGCGUGACUUGAAGAAAGCUUCGCCCGCCAAACGCCGCUUCACGAUCUUGGAGGACAACGACCCUACUGGGUACAAGUCGGCCAAGGGCAUUGCUGCCAAGUGCGACGCAGGUUUACUUGUCUUCGAGAUCCCAAAGCGCAGCCCUGACUUGUCGGUGUUGGAUUAUGCCAUCUGGACCGAGAUCAACAAGCGGCUGCGCCGGCAAGAGAGCAAGUGGACAAAGGGUAAGAAAGAAACGCGGGCUGCCUACAUCAAGCGCUUGAAGCUCACGGCCCGCUCCUUGCCCAAGGAUUUCAUCCUCAACAGCAUUGGCGACAUGGCUCGGCGCUGCCAGAGGCUUUACGAGGCGAAGGGCUACUUCUUCGAGGAGGGCGGUUCUGACCCAUGA